Drosophila novamexicana is the source of this 1887-nucleotide messenger RNA. RefSeq lists its product as uncharacterized. The record is from RefSeq and is a predicted model, not a curated record. NCBI's taxonomy places the organism in Eukaryota, Metazoa, Arthropoda, Insecta, Diptera, Drosophilidae. The transcript has 3 exons.
AAAUGCUCAUUGAAAUUUACGAUUAUGCUGCGAAAUUAUUAAACAAUAUGACCGCAACAACAGCAACAAUCAUUAAUAAUCUGGCCAGCAGGCGGGCAGCUCCAACUCCAGCUGACGGCGAGGCGGAGAGUCCAAAUCCCAGGACGACCACAAAUCUAACGUCCAAGCUGCUGCAGGCAACGACGGGCAACAUGAAGGCGCUGCUAAACCGCACGCUGGCCACAAUGGGCGGUCAGCACAGCGCCAGAUUGACCACCCUCUUGCUCCAUGGCGGCCUUGGCGCCGAUGUGACUGCCGGACAGCGCAUUAGGCAUUCGCCCAACAAUGGACAUGGCGAUGGCGAUGGCGAUGGCGCUGGGCAUGCCAAUGCCAAUGCCAGCAUUAACGGCAGCGAACCGAAUAUGUACAAUGCAUUUAGCGAGACGCCCGGCUUCAUUGAGUCGUCAUCAACGGCGGCCAGCACGGUGCUGAGCAGCGCCAUCACCAAUCUGCCGGAGGCAACUGGGCCGGCCGUUACGUUUCCAGCCCAGACGAUGGCCACCUUCAUUGCGGCCGGCAACAAGAAUCGGGCCGCCACCAUUUACAUUUAUCCAACGGUUUCACCCGAAUCGAUUGUCAUUCCGAUCGUUUCGUGCAUCUUCGGAUUUCCCAUACUGGCGCUGAUUGUCAUCUGCUGCUUGAGACGGCGCGCCAAGCUGGCCAGGGAGCGGGACAGGCGACGCAACUAUGAUAUGCAGGACCAUGCUGUCAGCCUGGUCAGAUUUAGUCCAAUUCAUAGGCUUAAUUACCGAUCGUCGCGAGCUAUCAGUCUACGUCCUGAACGAAGCCUAAGCCAGGGCUUCACCUCGCUGGAGCUGGACACGGUGCUGGAGGAGCGCUGCAGCGACGUGGAGCAGACGCAGACCGAAAUACUCAAUCCCGAAUCGCCCAUGGACACCAACUCCUACAAGAUGUCCUUCUCCUCGAGCUAACAGUUAGCAGCACAACAGCAGCAGCCGAAGACGAUGAUGAUGACGACGACGACGACGACGACAUUGUCGACAUUGUCGACCUUGUCGACAGCGCAGCCGCAGACAGCUGCGCUGGCCAUGCAGCAGCUGCAGCCGCGCACACCGUCGACGGCGCCGUCGUCGUCAACGCUGACGCCGCCGCUGCGCAAGGCGGGCAGCCUGCGCGAAUCGCACGAUGCCGCGGCGCUGGCCAAACGGCGCAGUCGCCUGCAGGAGCUGCGCGCCGCCAGCAGCAGCAGCCCGGCCAGCGAAGCAGCGCUCGCGUUUGGCGUCGGCAAGCGCGGCUCCAAACGGGAGCGUCGCCAUGCCGCAGGAAGCAGCAGCAGCAGCGGCAGCGCCAGUUCAGCAGCCACUGCCCUGCGCAAAUCUCAGUCGCUCGACGCAGCCGAGAGCUACUCGCUGGCCAGCAUACAGGCGCCGUUGUGGGUGACGCUCACCAAUGCGCGCACUAUCGAGGAACUGGCGCAGCAGAAGCUCUAAAAGAUGAAAGACACUCAAGAAGAAGCGAAAAAAACAUACAUACACACACAAACAUAUAUACAUACAUACAUAUAUAGAUCCACCAAUUGCCGAGGCUUGUGUUGUUGCCGCUGUUAAAUGUUAAUGUGGAGCUAACCCUCACCCUGCACCCCUGGCGCAUCUUGAAACGAAAUCCAACGGUUUUUCUUACAGCCCAAAUCCACCUUGUAAAUGUGUAAGCCAAUGUAAACAACAAAUAUAAAAGUAUUUAACAAUUUACAACAUUAGAAAAUGCAUACAUUUAAACUAAUGACCAAAAUUAGUCCAAAAUAAAACUGAAAUUAAACAAGAGCAUUUUCAUUUAUAACUGCCCAAUUCGCACUGUUAAGCUCAAUAUGGCAAUGUUAUAGCAAGACAC